AUGCUAUCAGAACUCAAGAAACUACCUGUAAACUCUAAAGUAGGCGUCGUAGGAAGUGGAGUAGCGGGCUUAACAUUCACGUAUUUCUUACAUAAGUUAAGACCUGAUGUGAAUGUCAAGUUAUUUGAUGCUCAACAACGCACGGGUGGAUGGAUUCACUCUUGCAACGUGGAUACAUUGAGUGGUGGAAGUAAAGUGAUGCUGGAAAAAGGUCCCAGGACAUUGCGAGGAGUUUCUGACGGGACAGUGCUAAUAAUUGACAGUUUAAUGAAUCUUGGUGGAUCCGAUAAGAUUAAAUGCAUUACCAAAGAUUCCAGUGCAAAUAAAAAGUUUAUACUGUCACCUGAUGAUAAAUUGGUUCAAGUACCCGAUUCUAUUGGUAGUUUUGGUAAAUUUUGUAUGAGUCCUUUGAGUAAAGGAUUUCUUACGGGUAUUGGAUUUGAAUGGGCAAGAAAAUCCAAACGAGAUGAUGUCGAUGAAAGUGUAGAAUCGUUUGUUAAGAGACGGUACGGUAGUCAAGCUAUAAGUGAUAAUUUGAUGAGUGCACUAUAUCAUGGUAUAUAUGCUGAUGAUGUUUCUACAUUAAGUGCGAAGAGAAUUAUGCGUAAAUCAUACGAUGAUGAAUUGAAAUUUGGAUCAUUUUUCAAAGCUUACUUACGAAGAAGUAAAAUGAAGAAAGGAUUAAGUGAAUGUUUGAAAGAAUAUUGUCACGUAUUUAAUAAAGAUACUAAAGAAUUGAUGGAAUUAUCCAACACUUUGAAAAAAUACCCCAUGAUUGGACUAAGUAAAGGGCUAGAGACCUUUCCAAACAUGAUUAGAGAAGAAAUUUCAAAAUCUUCAAAUGUUGAAAUUAUAACUGAUAAGCGUAUUAAUAGAAUAAAUAGACUAAAAAAUAAUAAGAUUGAGCUUAAAGAUAAGAAUGGGGUAAUUGAUACUUUUGAUCACGUUAGAGUGACAUUAACACCGCCAAAGAUUCUCGAAUUAUUACCAACUUCAUACAAGGAGAUACGAAACAAAUUAAUUGAAAUUGAAAGUAAUACGGUGAUAUUGAUUAACUUCUAUCUCGAAGAUAAAAAUAUUAUACCUAAGGAGUAUUCCAGCUUUGGAUAUUUAAUACCGAAGAGUAAUAAGAAUGAUGAAAAAGUAUUAGGCGUCAUAUUUGAUUCUGUCAUCGAACAAAACUUCCAACCACUUUUUGCGGAUAAUGGAGAUAAAUUACUAUCUAAAAGAGAUUAUACAAAAAUGACCGUAAUGCUUGGAGGCCAUUUAUUAAAUGAUGUAGAUGGGAAGGCUCAAAUACCAGAGGAUCCCCAAAAAGUAAUUGAACGAGUGAAAGAUGCUUUACAAAGACACAUCAAGAACAUCACCCGAGAGGAUUUGAACCGUGGAUUAUGGCAAUAUACAGUAGCCGAAGACUGUUUACCACGUUUCAAUGUUGGAUACGAUGCAUUAGCUCAAGAGAUUGAAAGAGAAGUUUUAACAAGAUUCCAUGGGAACGUUUCUCUUGGUGGGAUGGGAUUUUCCACGGGACCCGGUAUUCCCGACGUCAUUGUCGAUGGUUUCAAAGAUUCCGUUGAAUUGUCACAAAAAUAG
This is a messenger RNA of Kazachstania africana CBS 2517, 1593 nucleotides long. RefSeq names its product oxygen-dependent protoporphyrinogen oxidase (gene HEM14). Gene Ontology annotation, cellular component: mitochondrial inner membrane. The record is from RefSeq and is a predicted model, not a curated record. NCBI's taxonomy places the organism in Eukaryota, Fungi, Ascomycota, Saccharomycetes, Saccharomycetales, Saccharomycetaceae. The coding region runs from base 1 to 1593 and encodes 530 amino acids. Gene Ontology annotation, biological process: heme biosynthetic process. The transcript has a single exon. Gene Ontology annotation, molecular function: protoporphyrinogen oxidase activity, oxygen as acceptor.